AUGGGCAACAUUUGCCAGUGUUUUGGAGCAAGAGAAAAAGAUCCAUCCUGGCUUCCGGACUACGCCACCGGUGGCAACACACAGCAUGGGUACUCGCUCGCCAAGAACGACAGGCAACGGAUGGAAGAUGGCAUCCUAAUCCAUGACAACGUCGCAGGAAAUGCCUGCUUUGCAGUCUUCGACGGGCACGGAGGCGAGCAGGCCACCCUGCUGGCCAAGCAAUUUCUUCCAGAGCAGCUUGGGCAUCACCUGCAACAAGACUGUAGCAAGGAAGAAGCAGCUCAUCAAGCCUUCGCUGCCGUGGACGAGCUUAUGCAGACCCAACUGGCGGAGGAGGCCAAGCUGUUUGCAUCGGGCACAUCGUCCGGUACGGUGGCAUGCAUUGCGCUGCUGAAAGAGGAUCAGCUCGUGCUUUUGAACCUCGGAGAUUGUCGAGCAGUCUUAUGUGAAAACGGGAAGGUGAGCACUACAACAACGGAUCACAAUCCGGAGAAAAACAAGUUCGAAAAACAGCGUUUGGAGGAUAUCGGUGUAAACGUCGAGGGGGGAUAUGUUGACGGCAAAGUCCAAGUUUCUCGCGCUUUUGGAGAUGUUGCCGGUGAAACCGGGAAGAAAGUGCCCGGGCUUAUUUGCACGCCCGAAGUCUUCGUCGUGAACGUCAAAGACACCACAGAGUUUGUACUUCUUGCCACUGAUGGCAUUUGGGAUGGGCUGCGAGAUCAGACAGCAAUCACGACAGCCCGCAAAGUGCUCCGGGAGACCAGGUCCCCAGAAGCUGCUGCACAAGCAGUUGUGGAAGCGGCCGCAAAUGUCACCAAGGCCGAUAAUUCGGCCGUCGUUGUUGUAGCCCUGAACAUCCCUGAGCCCCUGCCAAAACGCGAGCCGGGGCAGCGCCGUCUGUUUGCUCCCAAGAAGGACUGA
Symbiodinium sp. CCMP2592 is the source of this 921-nucleotide messenger RNA. The record is from the annotation of a GenBank genome assembly. NCBI's taxonomy places the organism in Eukaryota, Dinophyceae, Suessiales, Symbiodiniaceae.